Molecule: messenger RNA, 2100 nt
Organism: Vigna umbellata (rice bean)
Lineage: Eukaryota; Viridiplantae; Streptophyta; Magnoliopsida; Fabales; Fabaceae
Product: O-Glycosyl hydrolases family 17 protein
Biological process (GO): carbohydrate metabolic process
Molecular function (GO): hydrolase activity, hydrolyzing O-glycosyl compounds
Source: RefSeq, a predicted model, not a curated record
AGAAGAAAAGAAGAGCAUAGGGCAAAAUGGAAGGCAAUGAUGUGGAUGUAAUGUUGUCUGGUAGUAAUAACUCAGUGGGAGUGAGUGAGUGUUGCAACUCACACUGUUACCUCUUCCUUCUCUCUCUCACCCGUUCUUCCUCAAUUCAUUCUCAUUUCUUCUCCCAACACACCAAAAACUAGUUUGUUGAAUGUAUCACUGCACCUACACAUUGUAACCCAAAUCCCCUACUUCAAUUUUCUCAUUGUUUCAGCUUCUGAUACCUGGUACUGUGCUCAAAGCUGUUGCCUUUUUUCUGUUCUGUUUUGUUCUGUCCUACCUUUCAACUAGAGAAGAGUAGCUACCCAGCACCCACUUUAGUGGGUUUCUAACAAAAUCAGUUUGAUAGCUAAGGCUUUGCUGGGCAGCAACAUUGGGCUGAGCUUGGUGCUGAGGUUGUGCUGGAUGUGAUGACGCUUGAAACAUGGCUUGCGAGUGUUUUGUUGCUAACUAUUGCUAUGCUUACCACCACAUCAGGUGCAUACGUGGGGGUAAACAUUGGCACUGAUGUUUCUGAUUUGCCAUCUGCUUCGAAUAUAGUUGACAUUCUACGGGGUAAUCAAAUUACUCAUGUGCGUUUGUAUGAUGCUAAUGUGCACUUACUACAAGCACUUUCAAACACAAGUAUUGAAGUAAUUGUUGGUGUCACAGAUGAAGAGAUACUAGGCAUUGGAGAAUCUGCAUCAGUUGCUGCAGCUUGGAUUAGUAAGAAUGUGGCUGCAUACAUGCCAUUUACUAACAUCACAGCAAUAUCAGUAGGUAGUGAGGUUCUCACCUUAGUCCCAAAAGUUGCACCUGUUCUUGUUCCUGCCAUGAACCAUCUGCACAAAGCACUUGUUGCUUCAAACCUUAACUUUAGGGUUAAGAUUUCAACGCCACAGUCCAUGGAUAUAAUUUCCAGGCCUUUUCCUCCUUCCACGGCCACCUUUAACUCCUCAUGGAACUCCACAAUCUACCAGCUCCUUCAGUUUUUGCAGAACACAAAUUCAUCUUACAUGUUAAAUGCCUACCCUUAUUAUGGUUAUACUAAAGGAGAUGGUAUUUUCCCUAUUGAAUAUGCUCUCUUCCGUCCUCUCCCUUCAGUGAAGCAAAUUGUUGACCCGAACACUCUGUUUCAUUAUAACAGUAUGUUUGAUGCUAUGGUGGAUGCUACCUACUACUCUAUAGAAGCUUUAAAUUUCAAGAAUAUACCCAUUAUUGUCACAGAGACUGGCUGGCCAUCAUUUGGCGGAGCCAAUGAACCAGAUGCUACUGAAGAAAAUGCUGAACUCUACAUUAAUAACAUGAUUCAGCGGGUCAUGAAUGAUUCAGGUCCUCCUAGUCAGCCAAACAUAGCCAUCAAUACAUACAUAUAUGAAUUGUUUAAUGAAGACAAGGUGGAUGGGCCCGUGUCAGAAAAAAAUUGGGGCAUCUUUUAUACCAAUGGGAGUACUGUUUUUCCUUUGAGUUUUGGUGCUUCUGACCAGAUUACUGCUGGAAAUUCUUCAGGAGUUUUUUGUGUGGCUAAAGACGGUGCAGACACUGAUAAGCUGCAAUCUGGCCUGAGCUGGGCUUGUGGACAAGGAGGAGCUAAUUGUGCUGCAAUUCAACAGGGGCAGCCAUGCUAUCUCCCCAAUAAUGUGAAAAGUCAUGCAUCUUAUGCUUACAAUGAUUAUUAUCAGAAAAAGCAUAGUAGUGGUGGAACUUGCGACUUUGACGGUACUGCUACAAUUACUUCCAAGGAUCCUAGUUCUUCAUCCUGUAUAUUUACUGGAAGUUCAAACUCGAGCACUGGUGGAUUGAGUAUACCUCCAACAGCACUAGGGCCAUCAGGCCCCUUUGGUGGAAGUGUGAACCUGCAAGUGUGUAGUCUUAAGUAUUUGAUAUCUGCAAUUGCUGUAUUUUUGGCUCUAUGAAUGCUCAUUUAAUGGUUCGUGUAAUGUGUUCAUCAUCGAUUUUGUUUUUCUUUUGUCCAUUUUAUUCUUCAGAUGUGUCCCAUCUAGUGCAUUUGGGAUCAUUGUAAUUCAUCACUCUUAAGAUAGGUAGUUAUUAAAUCUAGUUUUUAUUUUUAUUUUAUUUUUU